GGCCCCGGGAGCAGAUGAUGGCGGCGACGUCAGGAUGGGGGUUGUCGGGCCGCCGGGCGCUAUGCUGGGCGAGUUUGCUGUUGAUAGCGGGAGGCCCGCGCCCUGAAUUUGCGGCCGGCGCCGGACUCGUGAGGCCAGUCGAGGCGACGUCUCCUCCGCUCCCAGGUCCCUGGAGUGGGAGCAGCGGGACCGCUGACUCCGUCCGGGCCGGAGAGGACAAUGUGACCCCUGACCCUGUGAAGGCUGGUGGGGACAGUGUGACCCCUGACCCUGUGAGAGCUGGUGGAGACAAUGUGACCCCUUACACUGGAAGUGCCGGAGGGGGAAGUGUGACCCCUGACCCUACAGUGGCCAGCGGAAGCAGUGCGACCCCUGACCCCCCAGAGUUAGGAGGGGCGAGUUCGACCCCUGAACCCAGCCUGUGGCCCAUUCAUUCCGUGAACUCGGUUGACGAGUCAUCUAAAAGUCUGACAGCAGCUGUUCCCAUGUGUAUCUGUGACUUAAUUGAAGGACUCUGUGAAAUCGGCUGUUGCUGUGACCCUGACUGCUCCAAUGAGGAUGUUGGUGCCUUUUCUUCCUGCCUGCCUGGCAGUGAACCGGCUAUCAAUAAGGUGUGCAUUGAAAGUUCGGCAAUCUUCACCAGUAACAGCCCUUUCCCUGCAGAUUUCAUUGAAGAUGGUCCAGACAGUCUCUUCUGUGUAAUGAUUAAUGACCCAAGGACAAAUUUCUUUGUCACACCACAGUCCAUUGAUAGAGAGAGCUUUCCACUGCUGGUUUCACAGUUUGGCAGAGGUUCUUUUAUUCGCCAUUCGGAGCAGCAAAGCAGUGAAUGGCCUAAAAUAUUAUCUGAAGCUUCCUAUCAGGUUGGUGACCAGAUCAGAAUGUUAUUGAUGCAAUGGUUUGCACUGGGCAUUUUGCGGCAGCCGUCGGCACUAACAGGAGGGGAGUGCACUGACAGGAAUCCAGCAGGUUUUCUGCAGGAUCGUAGCACCACUUGUACCCGGAGUGUUAGAGAUCUGACUGCCAGUUGCGAGAUGCUGGCCUCACUGAAUGCCGUCAAGUAUUUUGAAAACAUGUACUUAUUAUCGACUCCAAAUAUUACCAAUGUGGAGAACUUGGUUCAUAUUGUAGUUGAAGAUAAAGAUGUGACAGCGCCGUGGGUGUCAAACAACACAUGCAUGAAUGUGGUAUCAGAGGUGACCUAUCACAUCACAUAUGACGGAAAUGAGGGUAUCGUUGAUGCCGUGGUGGCCUUUGGCUUCACUGAUGUCCCGCUGUCUACCACCAAGAUCCAGCAGAGAUUUAAUGUUUUCUUCCUGAGGGUCAUGGAGAGUGGACCAGCAAAGAGACGGAGUGGGAAUCCUGGAUAUCUGAAAGGAAAACCCAUCCUGGCCUUUAAUGGUGAAGAGGCUGCUAGCCUGACAGUCCUGAAAAGCAGCAGUGAUGGGUCCUGUUCUCAGUUGGUUCGGAAUGACAUACUCUUUCAACACAACAUGAGAGCUGACUGUUUGUACAGGUUCGACCCUGGACAGACAUGCAGUGACCUCCAAACGCGCAUCAACUCGCUCCUCCUCGGGAAUAAUCCACCCAACUCACUAGGCAUCCUGGGGAAUGCUAGCGGUAAAAAUUUGGAGAGCCUGACCAAGAUCAUCAAUCCAGUGCCCAAGGCUUCGAAUGCGAACUGUCAGUCCAGCUGCACCCUGGCUAGUGCUUUAGAGAUUCAAAUUCUGUGGGCAAACCUGGGCCCUCUCGCCAAUCCCCAGGCAGCAGUGUUAGGUGCCCGUUUCCAGUAUCAGAAGCAGGAUAUACAGUGUUCAGCUGGCAAGGUAACUCUGAAAACCUUUGUCACCUUCAUUGAUACAACUCGAUACCCACCGACACCAAGAGACCAACCAACCAUUGAGCAGAAGCUGCCAUUCGAUUUCUUUCAUCCCUUCAAGGUCUACAGCAGUGGAAUGCACAUGGCUUCAGCAUCAAUACUCAGCACAGCCUGCAGUGUCUUUCUGACAGGAUUCCUGGCUCAGCACUGAAGCUCCAGCACACAGAUCAAUCUUAUAUCAAGCCUGUUUCAGAACCAGUGGGAGCAGGAUUUUGAUUUAGCGGCAGUCAGCUGCAAACUGAGGGGAGUGGCUGUCACUGUGUCCUGAUCCAGAAUCAAGGGAGAAACUCUCACUGGAUUUUGCACUGGGAUUAGAAGAUUAGCUGUCACUGGUUUCCUGAAUUUGAAUGAGGGUGCCAGCUUUCAUUGUCCCUCCACUGAGAUGAGGUGAGAAUCUUUCACUGUCCCUGAACUGGCUUUAGGAGAAUAGCUCUGACUGUUCCUGCAUUGGGAUUCAGGAAUUAGCUGGUACUAGUUCCUGAAUUUGGAAAAGAGAUGUAGCUGUCACAAUGCCUCAACUGGGAUCAAGGGAGUAGCUCUCACUGUCCCUCUACUGGGAUUAUGGCAUGGGUCUUACUGGUUCCUCAACUGGGAUGAGAUCAGUAGCCCUCAGUCUCCCUGCACUGGGAUCAGGAGAGUGAGUAGCUGUUACUGGUUCCUGCACUGAGAUUAGGGGAGUAUCUCUCACUGGUCUCUCAACUGGGAUGAGGGGAGUAACUGUCACUGGUUCCUCCUUUGGUUUGAAGGGAAUAUCUUGCAUCGUCCCUGCAUUGGGUUGAGGGGAUUAGCUCUCACUGGUUCUCUAUUGGAAUGAGGGGAAUAACUCUCAACAUCCUUCCGUAGGGAUAUUGGGAGUCACUCACACUGUCCUUCCACAGGAAUGAGAGGAAUAGUUUUCACUGUCCCUCCGAUUGGAUUAGCAAAUAAACUUUCACUGGUUCUUCCACUGACAUGUGGGCAGUACCUUUCAUUGUCCCUCUGCUGGGUUUAGGGGAAUAACUCUAAAUCUCUGCAUUGAAAUUAGACAAUUAGCUCUCACUGUCCCUCAAUUGAGAUGAGGAGAAUAACUCUCACUGCUUCUUGCAUUGGGAUUAGGGCAAUAGCUUUGUCUCUCCAGCUGUCACUAUCCCUACACUCAAAUGGGUUUUGCUACCCCACUUUGCCCAUCCUAGUUGAAAGACUGAUGUCUUCAGGGAAAAGUAAAGCAAGUAAGGUUGUUAUAAUCCCAAAGGACCAAAGGCCUGCUCUCUUAUAAGAGAGAGGUGACUGAUGAUGACUGAUGAUGAUUUAACCUGAGGGUCACCAUGCCGCAGGCAAAGGGUGAGGUUGAGAAGGUGGACCUUCUUAGUAACCUCAGCCAGUGUGGGAAUUGAACCCACGCUACUGGUGUCACUCGCUUAGUAAAUAGCCAACCAAACUAACUGACCCCCUACGAGCUAUGACAUUUCAGGCUUAUCAUGCACUUUGGGCCAAAAUACUGGCACCUUCUUUGGCAAGGGGCAGAAUCAGAGAGAACACUCCUGUGGGGUCUGUGCAUUGUGUUGAUGUUUCUAUGGUCAUCGUAACCAGUCCCCGUAACCUAAGGUCAAUAUGUGUAAUUUAUCUACUUAUUCUGAUCGAAAUCCUUGUAAAUAAACAUGAUUCUUAUAAUUGUA
Rhincodon typus (whale shark) is the source of this 3534-nucleotide messenger RNA. Its product is annotated as tectonic-3. The record is from RefSeq and is a predicted model, not a curated record. The transcript is spliced from 15 exons. Gene Ontology annotation, biological process: cilium assembly; smoothened signaling pathway. NCBI's taxonomy places the organism in Eukaryota, Metazoa, Chordata, Chondrichthyes, Orectolobiformes, Rhincodontidae. Bases 15 to 2030 code for a protein of 671 amino acids.